Xenopus tropicalis (tropical clawed frog) is the source of this 4558-nucleotide messenger RNA. RefSeq names its product aconitase 1 (gene aco1). Gene Ontology annotation, molecular function: aconitate hydratase activity; iron-responsive element binding. Gene Ontology annotation, cellular component: cytoplasm. Gene Ontology annotation, biological process: tricarboxylic acid metabolic process. The record is from RefSeq and is a predicted model, not a curated record. The transcript has 22 exons. The coding region runs from base 222 to 2975 and encodes 917 amino acids. NCBI's taxonomy places the organism in Eukaryota, Metazoa, Chordata, Amphibia, Anura, Pipidae.
CCUCCACCGCCCAUACGAACCCAGCCAAUCAUGCGGCUGUCUUCUAUACGAAGGGAGUGGCGUGUUGGUGAAGGCUAGGCUGUCCGUACACACUGGCUGACAGAGCAAGGGCUGCAAGAGAGAAGGCAUAGGCCAGUGUUACAACCCAGCUGGCCUCCAUUUGCCUGCCCUGUCCACAUGACAGUUCUGACUCAAGCUGACUGAAGUUUUCCGUGAUUCCAAUGAAAGGGAAAUCAUUUAGGAGUUUUAAUAUUGAAAGCAAGAGAGUUGCAGGUGUUACUGAAACAUUCAUUAUGAGUAAUCCUUUUCAGCACCUAGCAGAGCCACUUGACCCAGCACAGCAAGAUAAAAAGUUUUACAACCUCAAUAAGCUAGGUGACUCUAGAUAUGCCAGGUUACCAUUCUCUAUACGAGUUCUCCUCGAAGCGGCUAUUAGAAACUGCGAUGAAUUUCUGGUUAAAAAACAAGAUGUUGAGAACAUCUUGAACUGGAAACUUACCCAGCAUGACAAUGUGGAGGUACCAUUCCGUCCAGCGCGAGUCAUCCUUCAGGAUUUCACAGGUGUUCCUGCUGUGGUGGACUUUGCAGCCAUGAGAGAUGCAGUAAAGCGUUUAGGAGGUGAUCCACAAACCAUAAACCCGGUGUGUCCUGUGGACUUAGUCAUUGAUCAUUCUAUCCAAGUGGACUUCAACAGAAGGUCUGACAGCUUACAAAAGAAUCAGGAGCUUGAGUUUGAAAGGAACAGGGAAAGAUUUGAAUUUUUGAAGUGGGGCUCUCAAGCUUUUCAGAACAUGAGAAUCAUCCCCCCAGGCUCUGGCAUUAUACAUCAAGUUAAUCUUGAAUAUCUAGCACGAGUAGUGUUUGAUCAAGAUGGAUACUACUAUCCAGAUAGCCUUGUGGGGACUGACUCACACACUACAAUGAUCGAUGGCCUUGGAGUUCUUGGCUGGGGUGUUGGAGGCAUUGAAGCUGAAGCAGUUAUGCUUGGACAGCCAAUCAGUAUGGUACUUCCUGAAGUAAUUGGAUAUAAACUGAUGGGAAAUCCUCACCCGCUGGUAACUUCUACAGAUAUUGUGCUCACUGUAACCAAGCAUCUAAGGCAAGUUGGAGUUGUAGGAAAGUUUGUGGAGUUUUUUGGCACAGGUGUAGCUCAACUCUCCAUUGCUGAUCGUGCCACCAUUGCCAAUAUGUGCCCUGAGUAUGGAGCUACUGCAGCCUUCUUUCCAGUUGAUUUGGUCAGCGUACAGUAUUUGCAGCAAACAGGUCGUGCAGAAGAAAAAGUUCAGUACAUUCAGAAGUAUCUUGAGGCUGCUGGGUUGUUCAGGGACUUUAAUAAUACAAACCAGGACCCAGAUUUUAGUCAGGUGGUGGAGCUGGAUCUCAGCACUGUGGUGCCAUGUUGCAGUGGACCUAAAAGACCUCAAGAUAAAGUGUCUGUUUCUGAAAUGAAAAGUGAUUUUCAAAAUUGCCUAGGAGCUAAGCAAGGAUUCAAAGGUUUUCAGAUUCCCCAAGGGCAUCAUUAUGACAAAGUAAAAUUCCCCUACAAUAACACUGAGUAUGAACUAUCUCAUGGUUCUGUGGUCAUAGCUGCAAUCACAAGCUGCACCAACACCAGCAACCCUUCAGUCAUGUUAGGAGCCGGAUUAUUGGCCAAGAAAGCAGUAGAAGCUGGGCUGUGUGUGAAACCUUACAUAAAGACAAGCCUGUCACCUGGAAGCGGUGUAGUUACUUUUUACUUGAGAGAUAGUGGAGUUCAGCCUUAUCUUUCCAAACUUGGCUUUGAUGUUGUGGGAUAUGGGUGCAUGACAUGCAUUGGGAACAGCGGCCCAUUGCCUGAUCCAGUCGUUGAAGCCAUAACUCAGGGAGACCUUGUAGCAGUAGGUGUCUUAUCUGGUAACAGAAAUUUUGAAGGCAGAGUCCAUCCGAACACACGUGCAAACUACCUCGCUUCUCCUCCUUUGGUCAUUGCUUAUGCCAUAGCAGGAACCAUCAGGAUUGACUUUGAGAAAGAUCCUUUGGGGGUGAAUGCUGAGGGUAAAGAAAUUUACCUCAGAGACAUCUGGCCAACAAGAGAUGAAAUACAAGCCGUGGAAAGGCAAUAUGUAAUUCCUGGGAUGUUCAAAGAGGUCUAUGAGAAAAUUGAGAAAGUCAACGAGAGCUGGAAUGAUUUAAAAGCCCCAACAGAUGAAUUAUAUCCCUGGGACCCCAAAUCAACUUACAUCAAAUCUCCACCUUUCUUUGAUAGUUUGACAAUGGAACUUCAGCCCCCUAAAUCCAUAACAGAUGCAUAUGUUCUCUUAAACUUGGGCGAUUCUGUUACUACUGACCACAUUUCUCCAGCUGGAAACAUUGCAAGAAACAGUCCUGCAGCACGCUAUUUAGUGAACAGAGGGUUAACUCCAAGAGAAUUUAACUCUUAUGGGUCACGGAGAGGGAAUGAUGCUGUCAUGGCGAGAGGAACAUUUGCCAAUAUUCGUUUAUUUAACAAGUUCAUUAAUAAGCAGUCUCCCUCAACUAUAUACUUCCCUUCUAACGAAACUCUUGAUAUAUUUGAUGCAGCUGAAAGAUACCAAAAUGAUGGGCACAAUUUAAUCCUUCUGACAGGAAAAGAGUAUGGUUCUGGAAGUUCUAGAGAUUGGGCUGCAAAAGGUCCUUUCUUACAGGGUAUCAAAGCCGUCCUUGCUGAGAGUUAUGAGCGCAUUCACCGCAGUAACCUAGUGGGGAUGGGGAUCAUUCCUCUACAGUACUUGCCAGGAGAGUCAGCAGAAGCAUUAGGGCUAAGUGGCCAAGAGCGUUACACUAUCGUCAUUCCUGAAGAGAAAGAUCUCCGACCUGGCAUGAAUGUUGAAAUCAAGCUGGACACUGGAAAAUCUUUUGAGGCCAUCAUGAGAUUUGACACGGACGUGGAACUGACAUAUUACCGCAAUGGAGGCAUUCUAAACUACAUGAUCCGUAAAAUGGCCAACUCUAGUUAAUUAAAAGAAAAAAUGAAGCUAAUAAAGAUCCAGCAAAUGACUUGUGGACAUGAAAUUAACAAUUCUCUCCAUCAUAAUCUAACAGACCUUUACAGGAUCAGUGAUGUAUGAGAAAUUGAUUUUUACUUGAAAGGCCAAAUUCUUAAAUUUUUAAGUACUUACGAACCCCUUUGUAUAAUAUAUUACUAGUGUGCAGAAGAAAGAUAGUAGUAUUUCCUGAUUCCUUCAGAAGAAUAGCACAGACAGCUGUGUGUAGAUUAAUAUGCACCCAAGUUAACAUUAUGAUGCAGGAAUGUCACUACAAGCUUUCCACAUACAGCAGCUUUUCCAGACAUUAUUACCCCCUUUACAGGUAUGUCUUUCACCUUCAGGUUAACUUUUAGUAUGUUAUAGAAUGGGCUGUUAGCAAGAUUUCAGUUGGUCUUCAUUUUUUAUUUUUUACAGUUCUUAAUUAUUCCUCUUCUGGCUCUUUCCAGAUUUCAAAUGGGGUUAGUGGCCCUUGGCAGCCAAAAAAACUCUUCCUCUGUAAAGGUUAUAAUUUUAUUGUUAUUGUUCCUUUGUAUUACUCAUCUUUCUGUUUAGGCCCUCCUCUAUUCAUAUUCCUGUCACUUUUUUUAAACCACUGCCUGGUUGCUAGGUUAAAAUGGACCCUAGUAACCAGAUAGCUUCUGAAAUUCCAAACCUGAACAAAAAGCUAAAUAAUUCAAAAACUGCAAAUAAAAAGUGAAAGCCAAUUGCAAAGUGUCACAAAAUAUAUAUCUCAAAGUUAAUUUAAAGGUGCAUGAUUACAUUCUUGAUAUCAUACCUCCAGAGCAAUGGUUUACACUUCGUGUAGUGUAUGGUGACUUAAGGUUCCAUAAACUUCUGUGUUCCUCUACAUUACAUAUUUCUAAAUGUGCAAAGUAAAAACAUGGUUUAACCUAUAUGUUCAGAGUUCUUAUGAGAAAACUAACAUAGGACCUUGCACUCAGGGUAAAAAUUUGAAACGGUCGCCACUAGAAACCAUAUUGACUCACUAAGCAGCACCAAAUUUGUUUUUUACAGCCCCUAUGAUAAUAAAUAUUUUUUUUUUUAAUUUCCAAAUGAAGUCCCUAUGACCAAUAUUAUACGUACAUUAAGACACAUGCUACAUGCUUUAUUACUUUCCUUAAUCAUUAGUUUCUCCAAGUGUGCUUAUAAGUCUAGCAUCAGGCCUCAUUCGUAGUACCGCAAGAAAUGAUUUGAUCAUUGUAGAAUUCAUAGAGAAUGAAUUUAGAAUGUAUUACUCAUACCGAAUGAUUGAUCGGCGUAAUCUCGCAUACUAAUUGGUUGCUCAGAGGAUAGUCUAGUAAUGCAAGCGGUGCAAAUAACAAUUGGUGGAAAAAUCCAAUGAAAUCUUUGUGGCAGCGGCAGUAAGUCAUUAAAUAUGAUGAUGAAUAUUGUUUAGGUUGCUAAAGACCUUUUUUCAAGAAUAUUAAAUGUGAAUUUUUCUAUUGCUACAUUUUAUUUUCUUGCUAUCCUAGUUUUGCCAGAUGCAAAAAAAAAAAUGUUAAUGAGGAAACACUUUAUAAAAGCAACCCAAAUAAACCUAUUUUCAAGAGUCA